Molecule: messenger RNA, 1168 nt
Organism: Drosophila ficusphila
Lineage: Eukaryota; Metazoa; Arthropoda; Insecta; Diptera; Drosophilidae
Gene: TBCB
Product: tubulin-folding cofactor B
Exons: 4
Coding region: 124-858 (244 amino acids)
Biological process (GO): post-chaperonin tubulin folding pathway; cytoplasmic microtubule organization; tubulin complex assembly
Cellular component (GO): cytoplasm; microtubule plus-end; nucleus
Molecular function (GO): alpha-tubulin binding; microtubule plus-end binding
Source: RefSeq, a predicted model, not a curated record
CAGCCGACACGGUUUUUGUUAGUCAUAAUUUCAAUCAAUAAACCCACAACACCCGGUUUUUGUGGCUUUUUUUUUACAAAACAUUUUCUCCAUUCCAUUGCAAAAUAAUAAGAGAAACGCGUCAUGUCUCAAAUAAUUGAAACGGGCAAAUCUGAUUUCAUCAAGGCGAAUGUGUCCAAUUCGCACAACGAUGCGGUCGCCUUUGAGGUGAAGUUUGCAAAGGAUCUCACAGUUGCCCAGCUCAAGAACAAGCUGGAGAUCCUGACAGGCGGAUGUGCGGGAACAAUGAAGGUGCAGGUCUUCAAAGGAGACACCUGCCUAUCCACGCUGGACAAUAACGACGCCCAGCUGGGUUACUAUGCCAACUGUGAUGGUCUCCGGUUGCACGUCAUCGAUAGCUUUGCUACCUUCUCAUUUGACAGUGCCCCCGUGGAGAAAUUCGAACUGACCACGGAUCAGUACGACCAGAGGACCGAUUCCGUGCGCAACUACCUCAAGCAGAAUCGCAUGGGCAAGUACAACGAGGAGGAAAUGCAACUGGCGGAAGAAAAGAGGCGUCUUCAAGCGGAGGAGGUCCAGAAGAAGGCGGAGCUGUGCGUCUUGGGUAGCAGAUGUCAGGUCACAGUGCCAGGUAAUCCAACCCGACGGGGAACAAUCAGAUACAACGGACAGCUAGAAGGAAAAACCGGUCAUUUUAUUGGCAUCGAAUAUGACGAACCUCUGGGAAAAAACAAUGGAAGUUUCGGUGGAAAAGCCUACUUCAGCUGUGCUCCAAAUUACGGCGGCUUUGUUUCACCUUUGUCCGUCACGGUUGGCGAUUUUCCUCCGGAGGACUUUAACAUGGAUGACGAACUCUGAGAAUAUCGGGCACGGCCACAGUUCACAACAUCUCGCAUCGCACAUGCCACUUUAACCAAAAGACUUACAAGGCACUUAAACUAUUUGUUCGCAGGAAAUCACAACACUAAUUUAGUUAUGCCAUUUUGUAUUUAUUAAUUAAAACAUCUAUGUAUGUAUGUAUAUCCAGAUAUUCUUACAACAUGAUUAUUCGUAAAUUCUAUAAUCGGCUUUAUCAUAAUUCUGAUUUAAUGGUGUUCUCAAUUAUUUUGCUUUCUUUUACAUUAACUCAACCAUUUGAAAACCAAAAUAAAUACCGGAAAUAAGUAUA